This is a messenger RNA of Aethalodelphis obliquidens (Pacific white-sided dolphin), 474 nucleotides long. RefSeq names its product leukocyte specific transcript 1 (gene LST1). The record is from RefSeq and is a predicted model, not a curated record. Gene Ontology annotation, cellular component: membrane. Gene Ontology annotation, biological process: cell morphogenesis; immune response; dendrite development. The transcript is spliced from 4 exons. Bases 90 to 383 code for a protein of 97 amino acids. NCBI's taxonomy places the organism in Eukaryota, Metazoa, Chordata, Mammalia, Artiodactyla, Delphinidae.
UGGGGCACGUGACUCACCCCAGGCCAUUUAGCCUGGAAGAGCAGCGCUAGGUUUCCCAACCUGCAGGCUAGUCUUCAGUCCCCAACCUAAUGGAAGCUUGUGGGAUAAAAGACAUAUGCCCUUACCUAUAUGGGGGCCUAGGGCUGGGGGUGCUUCUGUUCCUCGUCAUGGUCAUUCUGUCCGUCUGCCUGUGUCGGCUCCGUGGGAGAGUGAGGAGGCUGGAGAGGAGCUGGGCCCAGCUCUCGCAACAGGAGCUCCACUAUGCGUCCCUGCUGAGGCUGCCUGAACGGGAGGGACCUGACCUCGGCAACCAAGAAAGCGAAGGCAGCAAGGAGGACCCCAGCACGGACUACGCCUGCAUUGCCAAGAACAAACCGGUCUGAGCACCCCCAGACGCCUCGUCCAACCCAGGCGGUUGGUCAGGGCCAUGCUGUAAAGACCAGUAAACACCCAGUAAAGACCAUGGUCUCGCCA